AUGCACCAAGUCUUCGACUUGACCAAUGCUAAUAGAUACUAUAGUCAUCUGCUAGACAAGAUCCAAGCAAUCGGCAAGGCUUCGCUUCUCAAAGAGCGCGAUAUGCUCAACGGCAAACCGCUCCCCGCGCCUAUUAAGAGGCGCUUGCUAGCUUGA
Canariomyces notabilis is the source of this 156-nucleotide messenger RNA. RefSeq lists its product as uncharacterized. The transcript has a single exon. The record is from RefSeq and is a predicted model, not a curated record. The coding region runs from base 1 to 156 and encodes 51 amino acids. NCBI's taxonomy places the organism in Eukaryota, Fungi, Ascomycota, Sordariomycetes, Sordariales, Chaetomiaceae.